AUGUCCACUGCUCAAACUAAACCGAAACCUGUGCCAACGCUAGCCUCCAUGUUUGCACUGUUCGCAAAGUAUCGGCCGACGCUGAACUCGUUCCAAGGAGAUGGGAAACGCAUUCUCCUUUCACAAAGCGACUGCUGGAUGCAACAGGCAGACCUAAUUGGAUCCAAGUACUUCUCCCUCACCCAGACUGGGCUAACGUUUUUCGAGUUUAGAAAAUCCUCGCUAGAUUAUGAAGAAUACAUGCAGUUCCUGGCUAUGCUAUGCACGGACAAGUCGGUAGAUCUAGAAGAAGUGAAAGCUAAAUUGACCAACUGUGGCCCGCCGGGGAUUAAUACCUGA
Anopheles coustani is the source of this 339-nucleotide messenger RNA. RefSeq lists its product as uncharacterized. The coding region runs from base 1 to 339 and encodes 112 amino acids. Gene Ontology annotation, molecular function: tubulin binding. The record is from RefSeq and is a predicted model, not a curated record. NCBI's taxonomy places the organism in Eukaryota, Metazoa, Arthropoda, Insecta, Diptera, Culicidae. Gene Ontology annotation, biological process: microtubule polymerization. The transcript has 2 exons.